AUGUUCCGGUACAUCUUCGUUUCAGUAAUAGUAUUUGUUGUUGAAGCUAGGAUGUGCAUUGAUGAUAUCAAAGGAAUAUGUGAAGCGAAUGAUAUAUUUGGUUGGUGUUUUCAUGACAAGGUAACUGGUGAUUUUAACUGUGACAAGAAUAACUUUUGUUCGGACCAAUCACAAAUAAAGGGGAAAAUAAAUUCAACGGGUUGUUUUGAUCGUGGUGCAAACGAUGCUAAGUGCUGCUGUAAUGAAGCGAUUUUGGUAAAUAUUGCGGUUUUAGAGUACAACAAUUAUUUAUCAGUUAAUAAUAAAGCAAAUGGAAUGGUAGGGAUUAGAUCCAAGAUUAGAGGUUACACAUCCAUAUUGCCAUCAAAAAUGCUGAAAUGCCCACUUGACUUGAUAAAAUCAAGUGAAUAUUUCCCAAAGACAUAUCUAUCAUUAUUCAUCUUAAUUAAUGUUCCAUCGAAAUUUUCACCAGUUAUUAUUCUAAGGGAGAUGUGUAAUUACAACUUCAUACGAAUUCCUCCAUUUCUCAAUAAUUUCUCAACUCAAGAAUGCAAAUAUUUAUACGCUAAGGAAGACGGCACGAUACUCAGUUAUAAAAAUUGCAUCGAUCCAUGGUGCUUCACUUUUAUGACGGCUAAUUUAUCCGAACCACCGAACGUCGUGUUGCGUGGAUGCCAAUCACGAACGUUAUCAAAGAUGCUUAAAGACGCAAAUACCUCUGCUCGAUCGACAAACGGAGUUUAUUUUGACGAUCUGGUCAUCUUUUUAAAUCAAACUAGAUGUGACGCAAUUGUUGGCUCAUUACCAUUUGUUAAUGGAACUCAAAAAGCCUGCAUCAAUGUUCAGUUUAUGUACAAUGAGUUACCAAAACGAGGCAAAUUAUGUUGUUGUCGAGGAAUGAAUGAAUGUAAUGAAGAAUUCGCUUGGUCACAUGAAAUUCGUAUCCUUGACAAAGAUGAAAAUAAUAGCGGAUUGAAGAAUUCGUUUUGUUUAAAUACUUUUCUGAAUAUUCUAACAGUUUGGCUCGUUUAUUCCUUCGAUGGUUUUAAUAUUUAUUGA
Molecule: messenger RNA, 1059 nt
Organism: Dracunculus medinensis (Guinea worm)
Lineage: Eukaryota; Metazoa; Nematoda; Chromadorea; Rhabditida; Dracunculidae
Source: the annotation of a GenBank genome assembly